GCUGAAGUGUGUUACCCUGGUAACUGUUGGGCCGCCCACCCCCGUAGACCUUUCGGGAAAGCGGGGAAUUCAGAGACAGAGUGUUUCCAGUGUUGUAAAUACUUUGGAAUGUUUACUUUGGGAAGUGAAAAUUCUUGAUUAUGGCUCACUGUUCCAAAGAAGAGCUGGAUGAAGAGUUUGAGCAGUUCAUGAAAGAGCUUUCAGAUGAUUCUUUUGAGAAUUCAAACAAAACACCUCCACAACCCGAAAGAAAAGUGAAGAAAGAUGCAUUGCCAUGGUGGAUAACUGAAGAUGAUUUUGAAGAUGGUGGACUGCUUGGAACAAAUGUAAGCUAUUUGAAAGCUAAGAAAACUUCUCAGCCUAUUAUGGAAAUAGAAGAGGAGUCUCCUGAAAGGAUUCAGUUUCUUCAGAGCAGUGGAACCUCUGUCUUAAGUAUUGACAGCUUAGAAACAAAUGAGAUUAUAGUUUCCGAACUCAAUCAUAGUGUUCUUGGAUUGGGAUUGGACACAUUAGAGGAACAAGAGGAAAAGGAGCAAUUUUUUGCCAGGCUUGAAGAAGGCUUAACAUCUUCCAUUGAUUAUUCAAGAUUAAAUAAGGAAUUGGAUUCUAAUGAUUCCACACUGUUUAAAGCUUUACAUAGUAGUCAAGCUAAAGUAGAACUAACUAAAGAUAAACAUGAGGAUGAAUCGAAACAUGAAGAACUGGCAGAAAAUUACAGCGAUGAUUUUGAAGAUGAGGAUAUUGAUGCACCUUUGACUACUAAAGAAGAGACUAAUUCCAAAGAAAAUCCCAAAUCUGAAAAAAUACAUGUACCCAAACAGGAAGAAGAGAAAACUGGCAUGCUGGCUAAUGUGGUACUGCUUGAUUCCUUAGACUCUGUUGCAGAGGUCAGCCUUAAUGAACAGGAUGGAGCAACUAAGCCAAUGUCCCUGCCAGAAAUGACUGAUAAUGAAAUGACAGGAACAGGUGUUUCUUAUGGACAAAGCAAUAGCGACAUUGAAGCUCUACAUCAGGCUUAUUGUCAUGUAGCCCAUUCUUUGGGAGAUACAGAUGAACAAAGAAUUGAGAGUAAUGCACAGGAAAAUAUCAAGAGCUCAGUGAAAGAUUAUCCUCAAGAAAAUGAAGAGUCCUCUAAAAACAUCUCUACUACAGAAUCAGAUCUGCCCACAGUAGAGGAGUUGAUGAAACCUAUCAGAAUAGAUUCCAUGGGUGUCAGUGGUUUUGAUUUACAACCUGUCAGCUAUAAUAAACUGGCUGAUAGUAGAGAAGCUGAGUCCCUUAAGAAGAACCCAAAUAUAUCUCAAGAACCACAAAAUUUAAGCCAACGUUUUGACAAAAAUGAAGAGAAUGCGGUUUUACAAAAGACAACAAAUAAAGAUAGAGAAAGUAGCUGUCCAGGAGUAAAUAGUACAGAAGAACGUAUAGAUAAAAUGUACCUUGAUAUUUUGAGGAAAAAAAUAUCUGUUGGACCUCCAUUAUUGCCUCAGGAUGACAAAAUAAAUAAAACUUUUAGAUCUCAACUCAGUUCUGGCGAAGAAGGGGCUGUAACUGGUAAACUUGAACCAUAUAAGAAGGCCAGAAGUGCACCUCCUUUACUGAAAAGAAAAGCCCAAAGUGGAUUAUAUGCAUCGGUUAGGAGCUCAGGCUAUGGCAAACCCAGUUCGCCAUUCAAGACUUUUUCUACUCUUGAAAAGAAAACUUCAAAGGACAUUAUGAAGAGUAAAGCCUUGAGAUCCAUCCCUACUGCAAAUCAAGCUAGGAAAAAAGAAAUCUUAUCUGGAACCAAAGUCAUCAAGCCUGCAGCUCUGGGUAAACCAGCUCCCAAAACUGAAAGUUGCCUGGCCGUUUGUACAAAGUCUGAAGAUUCUGCAGAAACUGAUCACAGUGUUCAGUUUCAGAAUGAUUCUUCAGGAUAUUGUGAUGGGAACAAGGAGACAGAGUUGAUUAUGUGUAAAAGAGUUCAGGAAGCAGAGGAAAAAUGGAGGGGUGCGCAAGCCCUAAUUGAGCAAAUUAAAGUUACGUUCUCAGAAAAAGAGAGAGAGCUGGAAAAUAAGAUGGAAGAACUAAGGAGACAACAGGAAAAGGAACUCUUCAAACUAAAUCAAGACAAUUAUAUUCUUCAAUCCAAGUUGAGUAGCUUUGAAGAAACAAACAAAAAGCAAAGAUGGUUACAUUUUGGAGAAACAGCUGAUCCUGUCACUGACGAAAAAUUGAAGCAAAUUCAAAAAGAAAUACAAGAACAAGAGACACUUCUUCAAGGAUAUCAACAGGAAAAUGAACGAUUAUAUAAUCAAGUGAAAGAUCUGCAAGAACAAAACAAGAAAAAUGAGGAGCGAAUGUUCAAGGAAAACCAGAGUUUAUUCAGCGAGUUAGCUUCCUUAAAAGAAAAGAUGCACAAAAGUCGUUUCCUGUCUGAAGUAGUUGAAGAUUCAGAGCCCACCCAAACCCAGAAUUUUACGGAUCUGUUAACAGAGCUACGGAUGGUACAGAAAGAAAAAAACAAUUUAUUGGAAGACAUCAAAAGACUGAAGCAAGACAAACAAGCUCUUGAAGUAGACUUGGAAAAAAUGAAGAAAGAGAGAGACCAAGCCAAAGAUCAGAUUGCUUAUGCCACAGGUGAAAAAUUAUAUGAAAUAAAAGUUUUAGAAGAAACCCACAAACAAGAAAUCAGUCGCCUGCAAAAAAGAUUACAGUGGUAUGCUGAAAAUCAGGAACUUCUGGAUAAAGAUGCAGUUCGGCUUAAAGAAGCAAAUGAAGAAAUUGAGAAGCUCAAACUGGAGGUUGAGAAACUGAAAGCUGAAUCUGGAAAUCCAUCUAUUCAGCAGAAGAUACGUUUAAAAGAGAAAGCAGCGGAUGCCAAAAAAAUUCAGGAUCUAGAGCGACAAGUUAAGGAAAUGGAAGGAAUUCUAAAGAGAAGAUAUCCCAAUUCUUUACCUGCUUUAAUACUGGCUGCAUCAGCAGCUGGUGAUACGGUGGAUAGAAAUACAGUAGACUUUAUGGAAAAAAGAAUAAAAAAACUAGAGGCUGAUUUGGAAGGCAAAGAUGAGGAAGCAAAGAAAAGCCUUCGUACCAUGGAGCAACAGUUCCAGAAAAUGAAGAUCCAGUAUGAACAGAGACUAGAGGAGCAGGAGCAGCUACUCGCCUGCAAAUUGAAGGAAGCAGCCCAGAACCACCCUGACAGCUCCUCCAGGGUUGAAGCACUAGAGAAGGAGCUUGAUGAUGUCAAGGAAGCCAAUCAAAUCACUGUAAGAAAUCUUGAAGCUGAAAUAGACAUUCUUAAACAUCAAAAUGCUGAAUUGCAACUCAAGAAAAGCGAUAAAGAUGAUAAGGAUUUCCAGUCUAUAGAAUUCCAGGUAGAACAGGCUCAUGCUAAAGCUAAACUGGUGAGACUCAAUGAGGAGCUAGCUGCAAAGAGGAGAGAAAUACAAGACCUUUCGAAAACUGUGGAGAGGCUUCAGAAGGAGAGAAGGAUGAUGCUAUCUAAUCAGAACACUAAGGGUAGAGAGGAAGUGACUGCGAAAAGGGGGAAGAAAGGUGGUUUGCACUCAGGUAAAGAAAGUGCUCACUCAUUCCCUGGAAUCCUGGAUGGCAAGCUGUACCAACCACAUCCUUUCACUGAUUCCCACGCUUCAGAGGUUUUACAAGAAAACUGCAGGUUGAAAAAUGAACUGGAGAGAUUAAUUGCAGAGAGCAGUGAGCUAAAGAUGAAAUCUGAAGCAGCGGUGACCCAAUAUGAAAAUUCCAUGAAAAGGGUCAAGGAAGAUACUGCAGCACACAUUGCAUCUCUCAAAGCAUCUCAUCAGAGAGAAGUAGAGAAACUCCUUUGCCAAAAUGCAGUAGAAAAUUCUGCUUCCAGAGUAGCUGAACUAAAUCGUAAAAUAGCAACUCAAGAGGUACUUAUAAAACAUUUCCAAAAUCAAGUUAAUGAACUGCAGGGUAAACAAGAGUCUCUUGUAGCUUCUCAAGUUCGAGAAGAAAUCUUACAGAAAGAGAUGACAAAACUCCUAGAAGAAUUAAGAGAAGCCAGAGAAAACCAUACACCAGAGAUGAAACAUUUCAUGGCCUUAGAAAAGAAAAUUAAACAGAUGGAAAUGAAACAUGCGCAAAGAGAGCAGGAACUCCAACAGAUAAUACAACAAACACAUCAAGUAGUAGAAACUGAGCAAAGCAAAGAAGUUGAGAAAUGGAAAAGACUUGCACAGUUGAAGAAUCGUGAGUUGGACAAGUUCCGCACAGAAUUAGACUCAAUACUAGAUGUUCUCCGAGAGCUGCACCGGCAGGGGGUGGUGGUGCCGGUGGCUUUGGCGGAUGGAGUAAGGGCACAGGAGUAUUACUAGCAACUGGGAUUCCCCGCGACCUCACGGAAAGGCUGGAUGACGGGUGAUGAGUUGGGUUGUGCCACUGUCACAAGAAGCCUUUUGAAAACAAGUGUUCCAGUAUGUUGCCAGAAAGCAAACAGUACAAGAGCAACAUUUCAAAAUAAAUUGCCCUAAACCAGUAAAAAGCAAAACACAUUAUGCUGUAUUUUACUGAAAAUCAUUAACCAGUCACACUUUAAGCCACUUAUGGACAAGUCCCCUUAUGUCAGAGGAUUAGAACUAGUGAGGUUAGUUGUAAAAGGUCUAACUUAAAUUCUCGAUACGAAAAGGAAACAACUGCUCAUACUCUGCCAUUUUUGACUGUGUGUAUUAAUCCUUCAUACCAGAAAAACAGCUCCUCUUUCUCAUGGAAACGUGGAGAAGACGGAGCACAGUGGUCUGAACAAUCACCAGAAUAGCCGAACUUCCACAGUAACUUUGACAAGAAUUACAACUUUGUACCACCAGACAGUGGACUCCCUUGUGUUCUCCCAGAUUUCCACUUCUACCUCUGGGUGCCUCGUUUUUGCACCUGAUAUAAAGGUGCAAAACAUAUUUCACAUGUAAAAGGGGAAUCUGAUUUAUUCAUUGUUUUAAUCUUUUAUGCUCCAUGUCUUAAAUUAUAGUCCUUUUUUGUAAGUCUAGAUUAUAGACAGACUCUUUACUUCCUCUAUUUAAAAAGUAAUGUAUGUUCAUUAGACAAACCUAAAAGCAUGCGUAAAAGUAGUUGGAUUGUUAUUUUUACAAUGCCCAUUUCCAGAAGCAGAUAAUAUAUAAAAUGCUGAUGAAUUAAAGCCGUAGCCACCUUAUUUUCAAGCAUUUGGGCCCUGUGCUGUCCAAUAGAAGUAUAACAUGAGUCACAUGUAAUUUUCAAUGUUCUUAUAGCAGCAUUUAAAAAGAAAAAGAAACAAAAUGCAAUUAAUUUGGGUAAUUUAUAAUCAAACUAAAUAUCAGUAUAAAAAUUGAGCUUUUACAUUUUUUUCCAUACUUAGUCUUCAAAAUUUGGUAUAUUUUACGUUUCAGCACAACUCAGUUUGGACUAGCCACAUUCCAAGUGCUCGAUUAUCAUAUGCCAGUAAGUGCAAUUCUAAAAUAAUAAAGGGUGAAACACUUUGUAGAAGACAGGUAAAAUAGGUCUUGGUGAAAUUAUGGGUAGCAAAUAUGAAAUGUGCAAAUUAAGUAUAAGGAAUGCAGUUAAAGUCUUAAUGUUCAACACUUCUGUCCUUAAGAUGGUAGAAAAAGCAUUAAUGUAAGGUAGCUAUAUUUUAUGUGAAAGAAUUUUGUUACAAUAUAAACUAUUUUGGUUAUGCA
Molecule: messenger RNA, 5669 nt
Organism: Suricata suricatta (meerkat)
Lineage: Eukaryota; Metazoa; Chordata; Mammalia; Carnivora; Herpestidae
Gene: CEP162
Product: centrosomal protein 162
Exons: 27
Coding region: 141-4337 (1398 amino acids)
Biological process (GO): cilium assembly
Cellular component (GO): axonemal microtubule; centriole; centrosome
Source: RefSeq, a predicted model, not a curated record